AUGGAAGAUUUCCCACAGUCGAGGGUACUUGAACCCAUUGAUUCUAAUUCACUUUCUUUGAUAUCAUCCUCAUCUGGAAAUGGUAGCGGCAAUGUUACCAAUGAUAGCUUCAACAAUAUGUUCACAAGACCAGUCACACCUACAUUUCUCAAGAGUGAAGGCACCGUCGGUGGAUCCUUUCUAGGUUGGCAAUUCGACGGUAAAGAGUUUGAAUUCGACAGUAACAGCACACCAACCAAGAAUAAUGAUUCAGGACAUCAAAAGUUUUUGCAUGUAAGGAAAAGACAUGCUCAACUGAUGGGGGCCAAGCCAAGGAUCCCAUCAAGAUUGCAUCAAUCCAUUUCUAAGCUGGACUUAUUAGAUGAGAAUAGCUUGACAAGUUUACCUAUACCACCCCCCAUCAGUAGGGAUAUACCACCAAGAAAAAGAUCAAAAUUAAAUCCAGUUCAUGAAAUGCGUAUUCAUAAUGACACUUUCAAUAGAAGGAUUAGUUAUGGUGUAUCCAAAAGGUAUGCACACGAGGAAGAAGAGGGAGAAGAAGAAGAGAAAGAGGAAGAGGAUGCUGGGCAUCCUAUAGUCAUGGUAGAGGAUUAUAUUCCGCCAAGUAAUGAUGAUCAGAGUAAAAGGUUCGCCAAGAAAAAGGUUUCUGUGUCUAAUCUCAAGAACAAGAUGAGCCGGAACCUUGAUAUGCAUGUACCUUUGAAAUUGAGGAAGAACGCAGAUAGAUGUGCAACCGCGGCAUCAUCAGUAACACUUGUUCCUCAUAUUUUAGAUGACAACAUUAAUGAUAAUAACGCGGUAGAUUCUUAUCAUGAUGAACCCAAUCACAUUGCAGAUAACGUUAAAGAUAUUUUAGAAGGUUUAAUCAAACCUAACCCACAACAGGAGCAUGACAAGUAUUUGUUUCACAUCGCAAAGGAUACUAAAUUAAGGAAGUGUGUCAUAUGUGAAAGUCUACUUUAUGAAGUGAGUUCAUUACUUGCUGAUCGAAGCGAUUUCAAAGAAAUCGUAUGUGGAAAAUGUACUGAGAAGUACGAAGAGGCUGCCAAGAUUUUUGAAGAAUACGAAUUCGAAUCUUCCUGUGAAAGUUCAAAAAAUUCCUCCAUGAGUAGCAUGGAUAGCGCAGUACAAUUAACCGACAAUAGUCCACAACCAUUGGGAAAUAAGGCUAAUUUUUCACAAGAAUUAAUCUCUAGGUUGCAAUGGCAAUUGCAGGCUAGUAUGAGAGACGAUGAUACCCAUUUGGACAAAUCAAUGGAUUUUAGCACGAUGACUUGGUUCAUAGAAGCCAAGAAGAAGAUUAGAUGGAGAUGGAGAGUAAGUGGACUUUUGCCCCAUUUCUUAGUAAGAAAAUACAAAAAUGCAAACUAA
Molecule: messenger RNA, 1371 nt
Organism: Zygosaccharomyces rouxii
Lineage: Eukaryota; Fungi; Ascomycota; Saccharomycetes; Saccharomycetales; Saccharomycetaceae
Exons: 1
Coding region: 1-1371 (456 amino acids)
Source: RefSeq, a predicted model, not a curated record